AGCCGUCUACGGCACCGCUGUCCGCAGCAAACACACACAUACACGUACGUACGUAUUGUUACUCUGUACCUGCCUCCGCGCUCAACUUGAACUCUUGUUAGCGCGCGCCACUCUGUGCUAUACGGGCGCGCUCGAUGGUCCACACCGCGACGCGUAGAUCCCCCGAUGAUCCAUCACGGUUCCGAAACUUUCGCGAAGGAUCUUCAGUGUCUGUGUCCGAUUUGGCGCGAAAAUUUUGACAGUUCCAGGGAACCAGUGCACGCUCCGUAAAAUAGGGGAUUUAAGAUUUAUUCGUGGUGGUGUUACUAAGUGGUUUAUCCUGUUCUACCUCCAGGAACAGAUCGACGGGGACAGCUGAGGUUUAGGAUACAUAAAUCACGGGUUGUGAUGUGACAGGGUGAUCAAAACAUUGUAGUCAUUCAGAGGUCACAGAAUCGAAAAUUCCCCACCGACGACUGACUAACGACGUUUUACGGUCCAUAACCGUGUGAUAAAUGAUUAAUAAAUAAUCAUAGACCGCCGUUUCAACGAAUAUCAUUGUGGAAAAUAAUAAGAAUAAACUAGACAGAGCUUGUUCGGACGUAAAUUUUACGAUUAUAGCCUUAUAAAAGACAGCGGUCAUAACGUCCGAUUUAUUAUGCUGUAAAUAGCGAAUCAAGAUUUCUCAGAUCGAGUGAUACGAAAAAAUGCCCCGUCAGUGAUAAAAAUUAGUUUUUGGAGGCCGACGAUUGACGUAUAGUACACGCAGUGAUUUACCUCCGCCUCUUUUUCGAAAAAAAAUUCGGGUUGGACUUGCGCGGUACUUAGAUCUGGGCGGCGAGAUGGAAGAGGGGUGGGAGAGCCACGUGUCCCCCCUGAUGAUGGGGGUCGGGAUGGGGGACAUGGAGGGACUGGGGGAGUUGGCCCCAUGCGGGGGCGGCGGCCACGAGAUUGCUGGGGAGAUGAUACCGCAACAUCACCAUGGAUUGAGGGGCCCGCACGGGGAUAUCAACGGGGAAAUGCACCACGAUAUCGACAGGGGGAUGGGGUCGGACAUGGCACAUGGGAUUCGGGAACACCUAGCCAGGGGGAUGAACGCCCCCCAUGAUUAUUUUGGACAGGAGCUUCUAUCGGCGAACGCCGGCUCAUCUCCGGUCUCCGGAGGCGGUUCCUUGAGCCCCGGAGGUUCCGCCGGUCUACCAGGGACCCUUUCUCCCGGAGGAACCUCAUCCACAGGUCCAACGCAAUGCUGCGAGUCCGGGCGACCCCUGAUGACCGAUCCCGUGACCGGUCAGAGCAUGUGCUCGUGUCAGUACGACAGCGCGCGGUUAGCCUUACAGUAUCCGAGAGGCGUGAGCAUGUAUGGGACCCCUUACCCGUCCACCGACCAAAAUCCCUACCCCAGCAUAGGGGUUGAGUCUUCGGCCUUCUAUUCACCUCUGACGAAUCCUUACACGCUGAAAGAUACGGGUGCUACAGGUACAGACAUGAGCGCUUGGACCAGUGCUGGUCUACAGCCAACCACAGGAUACUAUCCGUACGAUCCUGCGUUAGCCUAUGGGUACGGCGCUGGCUACGACCUGGCGGCGAGAAGAAAAAACGCCACGAGAGAGUCGACAGCCACCCUCAAAGCGUGGCUGAACGAGCACAAGAAAAACCCCUACCCGACCAAAGGUGAGAAGAUCAUGUUGGCCAUCAUCACCAAGAUGACGUUGACGCAGGUGUCGACGUGGUUCGCAAACGCCAGGAGAAGGCUGAAGAAGGAGAACAAGAUGACGUGGGAGCCCAAGAACAAAACCGACGACGACGACGACGCCACUGUUUCGGACUCGGACGACAAAGACAAGGAUGACGAUGAUAGGAGGGAUGCUGCAGAUAUACACGGUAGGAUAAAAUCGGAAAGAAGCAGGGGGCAGGAUGACGACGACCUGCAGGACGACGACAGGAAGGACGACAUCUUGGGCACUAACAUGCACCACAUCAUGAGCAACGGUUACGGAAUGAAACCCGAAAUGAAGACCUCGGACUGUGGGGUACCUUUACCACCUAGCAAACCCAAAAUAUGGUCCCUUGCCGACACCGCGGCUUGUAAGACACCACCACCACCUCCCCCAGCUCAGCAUCAGCAAUGGCUAGGUAAUAACGGUUUCGCUUUACCGAGUUCGAGGUACAGCACGGGAGGAUUCUUACCUAGUCAUUGUCAACAGGGCUUCCCGGAUGUACAGACAGACACCCCGCCGCAAACGCCGCCCAAUAUGACGUUGCCCAGCGUCGCUGGUAACCUUACGCCCAGUCAAGGCGCCACCAACUGCAAUGGCGGCUCUUCCACCUCCAGUAGCGGGUACACGCAGUCGGGGUUCCUGGGGGGAUUCGCGAGGAUGCAGGGCUCCAACCAACGGCCUUCGCCGCAGGCUGGUCAGAACAUGACGCCGGACAACGCGGCCUUCAAGCCUUUUUACAAAUCCUCCCAGAGCAUGAACGGAGGUUUCGUGACGCCAGUCUAGAGUUCCUGAACACUCUUCCAGAUGGGGCGAGUGCGAAGGUGAGAGCGCCUAUGAACGAGAACCGGGCAAAGUGCAACGAAAUAUCAUUCAGGGGUGGAAAUCAAGGUGCGCAGCACGUUGACAAUUGCAAAAUCUGUUGUAUAUUCGUGUGAAGGCAUUUAUUUAUAUCUGUGAUAAUGAACAAAGCAAACUGCUUGCCGCUACAACCGGCGGCAUGGACUUUUUGGGUAAAAAAUUGUAAAAGACGAAUUUCGUCGGUAUGUGCAAGUGACAGUCAAAUCAAAUAUACAACCAUCCGCUGUUAGACGGAACAUUAAGUAAGAAUUGAGAACAAACCUUGUGAUUCCCAGAUCUUCACGAAUAAAAUUGUUAUUGUAAUUUUUACGAUUUCUCUAAAACCAUAGCGAUCGGACCAGUGUGGUUGCUUCAGAUUGACUGUUUUCAACUAUUUUAUUGUUAUCGAUUUUUCUUUUAUUAAAUAAAUUGUUGUAAAUAAAAGUACCAUAUCACAAAUUUGUAAUAAAAUAUGUUAUUGAAACUAACGUUUUGUUGUCAUUUCUAGCCCUAAAUUAUUGUACAGUAUUGUAUUUGUAAAUAAGUCAGUGUGUAUAGAAGGAUUCAGAUACUAUUAUGAUUGUCUUAAUUGAAAUAUAAAAAGAUUUUAA
Messenger RNA from Coccinella septempunctata (seven-spotted ladybird), 3148 nucleotides. Its product is annotated as homeobox protein caupolican. NCBI's taxonomy places the organism in Eukaryota, Metazoa, Arthropoda, Insecta, Coleoptera, Coccinellidae. The record is from RefSeq and is a predicted model, not a curated record. Gene Ontology annotation, cellular component: nucleus. Gene Ontology annotation, biological process: regulation of transcription by RNA polymerase II; neuron differentiation; cell development. Gene Ontology annotation, molecular function: DNA-binding transcription factor activity, RNA polymerase II-specific; RNA polymerase II cis-regulatory region sequence-specific DNA binding. The transcript has 8 exons. The coding region runs from base 822 to 2483 and encodes 553 amino acids.